Molecule: messenger RNA, 3027 nt
Organism: Plenodomus lingam JN3
Lineage: Eukaryota; Fungi; Ascomycota; Dothideomycetes; Pleosporales; Leptosphaeriaceae
Source: RefSeq, a predicted model, not a curated record
AUGGCCACGAUUGAUUAUGCGCGUCUGCGCAACCAGACCAUGGCCGACGGCUUCGAUAGCGAGGUUACUGUCAAUACAAGAGCAUUAAUAGACAAGGUCUUGGCACGGUAUUCUAGCGAACACACGACUUUACGAGAGCUCAUACAAAACGCCGCCGACGCCAAGGCCAACAAGGUUACGAUCAGGCUUGAGACGGAUCCUUCUUUAAAUGUACCCGCACCGCAAGGUGCAGAUGAUUCCAUUCUUUUGAAGCAUGUCAUUCAACAUCAUACCCUGAAGCGAUUAGUCGUAACUAAUAAUGGUCAACCCUUCACUCCCGCAGACUGGAGUCGCCUCAAGAGUAUUGCAGACGGAAAUCCGGAUGAGACCAAGAUUGGUGCCUUUGGUGUCGGUUUCUACAGCGUCUUUGCUGAUUGUGACGAACCCUUUGUUGUCUCUGGGGAUAAAACCAUGGCAUUCUACUGGAAAGGCAACACAUUAUCAACCAAGAUUUCAACGGUACCACCUGGACAUACGACCAAAGACACCAUCUUUUCAUUAGAUUACCGACAAGCCAAUACAGCAUCACCAUCUUACAAUCCUUCAAAACUGCCAAAUUUACCUUCGCUGUGCCAGUUCUUGGCUACCAGUCUGACCUUUGUCGGCCUCGAGUCUAUCGAACUCCAUGUCGACGAUUACGUGGUAGCGUCUUUCUCAAAAAAGAUUUCUCCGCCUGAACAAGUCACGGUUUCGCAGGGCCUGAAGACAGAGACCGAGGGUGGGCUCAUGCGCGUGACCAACGUCACAAGACAGCAUUCGCAAAUUGAUGCGAGUUGGCUUAAUGUGAUUGCUUCUGCGCAACUUGCGCCCAAGCGAGCUGCGGAAAUUGUACAGCAAGAAGUUCGCAACGCUGGCUCCUCGUUACGCAGCUUUUUCUCCAAGUUUGCAGCACCUCCACCCCCAGCUGCCAAGGUUAUCAAACCAGCACCCUCCGAGAAGCCUGAUGCGAGUCUUGAGAUUGCUGGCGAAUCUAAGAGCACCAUUUUCCUCCAAGUUUGCAAUGUGGAGGUCGCGACGCGUGUUUCACGGAAUUUUGCGGCAGAGAUUGAACGGGCUACCAAAAAGCCUCCGCCAAAGACCACCAGAAUUGCUUUACUGACGUCGCCCUAUCAAGAUCCUACCAGUACAGUCACCUCUGGGUCAGGCAACACGGCUGAUCUUGGUUCCCAAAUCUUCGCCCAAGUCUUGCCCACAAAGUCGGGUCGCAUCUUUAUUGGUUUCCCAACUGCACAAACGACUGGCUAUCUCGCCCACGUUUCUGCGCCAUCUCUUAUACCAACAGUCGAAAGAGAGAAUGUGGAUAUGAAUGCCCGUUACAUUUCAACCUGGAACAUUGAGCUGCUGCGUGUAGCUGGGCUGGCGUGUCGCAUGACCUACAUGUUUGAAAUGAAUGCAAUACACGAUAUGUUUGGCAAAGAACCCAUGGAGUCCUUGGUUGCUAGAGCCGUUUACAUUUUUCAACAGUACACGGCCAAUGCUUCGCAUCCUUCCACCUCAUUGGGCGAAAAGAUAGACGAGGCCUUUUGGACUUGUUCCAAGGAACGCUCCAUUUCCAUAUUAUCGACCAAGGGCAUCAUGCCAAGCAAGAAUGUACGCAUGCCGGCAGAAACUUUGAGCUUCCUCGGGCAAGUCCCCAUGGUACCACAGGAGCUUGCGAAUGGGGCUGUAACUUUCAUGCUCAGUCUUCAUAAUCGUGGCUUUAUCACAGAUUUGACAAUGGGUGACAUUCGACGAGGCCUCGAGUCUCGCGCAUUAAACGAAGAAGAGCUUAUAGAAUUCCUUAAAUGGUGCGGCGCAAAACUCGAGACAGGGGAGAUCGAUGUGCCAGGCUCCCGUAGCCUUUUUGAGGUUACUGUAGCCAACAUUGAUGUGCAGCCUGAAAAGAAUUCCGGCCGGAUUCUCGCUCUAGGGGACAUUAGCACCUACGUCAAUCCAGCCAGGAUCUCGCCUACUCUUCCUUUGCCUUCAGAUACCAUUCCUUUUGUCUUCACCCGUGGCAUGUCCGUUCGGCAGCUACAACUCUUUGGGUGGUUGGAGCUGUCCAUGGUUCGAUGGCUCCGACAUAUGACUUCCCAACCACAGCUGGAGGCCUUUUCUACAGACGAAGAAUUGGCUUUGUCAGUACUGACACUGACAUCAAAGUGCUGGGAACAGCUCGACGCAAGUUCCAAAGAAACCAUUGUCAAGAUUCUUACACCACACGCCAUUAUGCCAACCAAAUUAGGCAUGCGCCGACCAACAGAAACCUAUUUCCCUACGGUCAAACUUUUCGAUGAUUUGCCCACUGUAAAGACGUUUGCUGGGUCGAAGGAAAAAUUCUUACUGUCCCUUGGAGUGCGCAAAACUAUCGAUCUUCCUAUGGUGUUUGAUAGGAUGCGCAAUCGCGAUACACAACAAGAGGGCAAGGCCGCUUGGAACCACGUAGAUCUCAUUCGUUACUUUGCUUCCGUAAUUGACGAGAUUCCUAAACAGGAUCUGGACCGCUUACGGGAGACGCCCUUUCUGCCAGGGGAGGGUGCAUCAGUCAAGCCCAAUCAGUUGUUCAAGGUCUCAGAUCUACAUGCUCCGGAUCCCGCGAUACUGCCACUAGGAUUCCCUCAGAUCAAAUUGCCAUUCGAGUUUCGAUCUACCUCGCGCGAAGGCACUUUACUAUUGCGUUUGGGUCUCAAACAAUGGCCAGAUUCCAUUGCCGUUGCAAAGGUCUUGUACGAGGCUGGUCAGGAGAACGAUUCGAUACUUUAUAAGCUCGCCAUGGACUACUUUCUGCAAAAUUAUUACAAGAAUAUGUAUGCAGCCGAAGCACAGAGAUUCGCAACCCUCACAUGGCCCAUUUUGCCCACAGAACAGGCCCCAUUUCCUACUCUUGUCGGUCCAUUCCAAUGCUAUACAAACCAGAGCGCAGCUUUUCGGCGUCCAGAAAGAUCCAAGCAUAGCCCCGUGUGUGCAGUACUUGCUCAAAAAUCCCCCGAAGACCAAACUCGAUGCUGA